Cucurbita maxima (winter squash) is the source of this 1090-nucleotide messenger RNA. RefSeq names its product polygalacturonase inhibitor-like. Gene Ontology annotation, molecular function: protein binding. Lineage: Eukaryota; Viridiplantae; Streptophyta; Magnoliopsida; Cucurbitales; Cucurbitaceae. The record is from RefSeq and is a predicted model, not a curated record. Bases 11 to 1018 code for a protein of 335 amino acids. The transcript has a single exon.
ACCAUCAACAAUGGUUCGUCUAAGCCUCAAAUCUCCACUUCUAUCCACCUUCUCCCUCCUCUUCUUCUUCAUCUUCUUCACCAUUUCAUUUGCAGAACUCUGCAACCCAAACGACAAGAAAGCUCUCCUAAACAUCAAGAAAGCAUUUAACAACGCGUACUACUUCGCCUCAUGGAAGGCCGAAGAAGAUUGCUGUACUUGGUACAGCGUCCAAUGUGAUGAGAACUCCCACCGCAUCAUCUCCCUCACUUUGGCCGUCGACAAACAAAUCUCCGGCCAAAUCCCGCCGCACGUCGGCGAACUCCCAUUCCUCCAAUACCUCACCUUCCACAAGCUCCCAAAUCUCGUCGGCCCCAUCCAACCCGCCAUUGCCAAACUCCACAACCUCAAACACCUGGACAUAAGCUGGACCAAAAUCUCCGGCACCAUCCCGGACUUCCUCAGCUCCCUCUCCAACCUCUCCUACAUUAGCCUCUCAUUCAGCAAUCUCUCCGGCGCCAUCCCGAGCUCCCUCUCCAAGCUCCCAAAUCUCUCCUAUCUCCAAUUGGACCGGAGCAAACUGACAGGACAAAUCCCAGAUUCUUUCGGGGACUUUAAGGCUGAAAAUUUCAACCUUUAUCUUUCCCACAACAAACUUUCCGGCAAAAUCCCACCUUCCCUCUCCAAAGUGGACUUCAGCGCCAUUGAUUUGUCAAGGAACAAGCUUGAAGGCGACGCCUACAUGAUAUUUGGAGCACAAAAGAAGGCUUGGAAUGUUGAUUUGUCGAGGAAUUUGUUGGCGUUUGACAUGUCCAAGGUUGUCUUCUCAACGAACUUAUUUAUGUUGGAUGUUAACCAUAAUAAGAUCUUUGGGGGUUUGCCGCCUCAGAUGUCGAAACUUAGUCUCACUUCUUUGAAUGUGAGUUACAAUAGGCUUUGUGGUCAGAUUCCGAAGGGUAAAAAGUUGAAGAGAUUUGGUGUUGAUUCGUAUUUUCAUAAUAAGUGUUUGUGUGGUAAACCACUUGAGAGCUGUAAGUGAUGAUCUAUUUCUCAUUGUCGCGUGGAAUUUCAAGUUUCUAUUAAUAAAAGUGUUGUGUAAGCUUUUUAUUAA